Molecule: messenger RNA, 1020 nt
Organism: Emericellopsis cladophorae
Lineage: Eukaryota; Fungi; Ascomycota; Sordariomycetes; Hypocreales; Bionectriaceae
Exons: 3
Coding region: 1-1020 (339 amino acids)
Molecular function (GO): nucleic acid binding
Source: RefSeq, a predicted model, not a curated record
AUGGGCAUGUUAGCAGAGACCAAAAGCCGGCGCAAGCUCAACCACGAUCCCAACAACACGAAAUGGUCUCGCGACACGACGACAUUUGGCCAGAAGAUUCUCCGCUCGCAAGGAUGGCAGCCGGGCGAGUACCUCGGCGUGCAGGAUGCGGCACACUCCGAAUUCCACACUGCCGCCAAUGCCUCCUACAUUCGCGUCUCACUCAAAGAUGACAUGAAGGGUCUCGGGUUCGACAAGCGCAAGGAAGACGAAGUUACGGGCUUGAACGAGUUCUCGGACCUACUGAGCCGCUUGAACGGCAAGAGCACCAAGAGCGUGGAGCAGGAGAAGGCCAAGAGACUGGAGGUGAAGAUGAGCGCGUACGUGCAACAUCGGUACGGAGCUAUGCGCUUCGUGAGGGGCGGACUCUUGGUUGGAGACGAGUUGAAGAAGGACGAUGAGAACGAAGCGACCUCCGAGACGGUGGAAUCUGACGAAGGCUCGUCUGGUACGGACGAGGUGUCCGAGAAGAAGCAGGAAGAGGCGCCCCCAUCGUCGAAGAAGCGCAAAGCAAUGGAUGACGACGAGGAGGACCUUUCGUCGUCAUCGUCAUCAUCGGAGGAAGAGGAGAGUCGGAAAAAGAGGCGCAAAAAGGAGAAGAAGGAGAAGGCUAAACCCAAGAAGGACAAGCACGGCAAGAGCAAGUCCAAGAAGCCGUCCGCCUCGCCCACCGAUACAGACGACGAAGACGAGGCAAAGAAGGCCAAUCGAGCGCGGAAGGAAGAGAAGCGCGCCAAGAAGGAGCUCAAACGGGCGAGGAAGGAGGAGAAGAAGCUGAAGAAGAAGCGCAAGGUGGAAGCCGAAAGCGAUGCUUCCGAGUUUGCUGCUGCUACGACAGCUACCGCCACCCCUGUGAUGUCUGGAGCUUCAACGCCGCGGAUCAACAAUCCUCACCGUGUGCGGUCACGGUUCUUGGCGGCGAAACGAGAGGCUUUGAUGGAUCAAAAGGCGUUGGAUAAGAUCUGGAUGGUCAAGACUUGA